ACAAGAGUCAAACUGCGCAGAUAUUUACCAUCUCUUUCUCUCUCUCUCUCUAUAUCCACAAUCAUCAUUAUUCUUCAUCAUCUCGUGCUCUCUCCCUUGUCGAGAACGCAUAACUAAAGUGAGAUUCGAGGUGGGGAGUCCCAUCCACCAAUUUUGCACCUUUACGGCUUUUCUUCAAGCACCUCGAUUGCUUUUUUUCCCUCUUCCUUCGAGUGACUGUUACAGAUCUAUUGAUUUUUGGGUGGUUGAAAGAGGUAUAGAAGAAGAAUGUCUUUCACUGGGACGCAGCAGAAAUGCAAGGCCUGUGAGAAGACUGUUUAUCCAGUGGAAUUGUUGUCUGCUGAUGGAGUUAGCUAUCACAAAUCUUGCUUCAAAUGUUCCCAUUGCAAAGGAACCCUCAAGCUGAGCAGUUAUUCGUCGAUGGAGGGUGUUCUCUAUUGCAAGCCUCACUAUGAGCAACUUUUCAAGGAGACUGGCAGUUUCACCAAGAACUUUCAGUCACCUGCAAAGUCAGCUGAGAAGUUAACCCCGGAGAUGACAAGAUCGCCUAGCAAGGCUGCUGGCAUGUUCUCUGGGACACAAGAGAAAUGUGCAACGUGCGGUAAAACAGCUUACCCACUUGAAAAGGUGACUGUUGAAAGCCUGAGUUACCACAAGUCCUGUUUCAAGUGUUCUCACGGAGGAUGCUCUCUAACUCCGUCAAACUAUGCUGCCCUAGACGGCGUCCUAUACUGCAAGCCCCAUUUUUCGCAGCUCUUCAAAGAAAAGGGGAGCUACAACCAUGUGCUCAAGUCUGCAUCAAUGAAACGCCCGACUGCAGUUGUUCCCGACUCUUCAACAUGAGGUGCCUUCAGUAUUUUUACUAUAUCGGCAUGAGCUUGCCUUUGUGGGUGUGUUUUUCGACAUAUUUCUGUUUGAUUUCGAUUCCUGCAACUCUGAGGUAACUUUCACUACAGCUGAUUGUAAUGCAUUCAUUGCUGGUGACAAUUUGGGGGAAGUUGUGUUUCCCCUCUCUGUUUUUAAUGACAUUUAAAUUCACAAAUCAUUUGCCAAA
Salvia hispanica is the source of this 1054-nucleotide messenger RNA. RefSeq names its product LIM domain-containing protein WLIM2b-like. The record is from RefSeq and is a predicted model, not a curated record. Lineage: Eukaryota; Viridiplantae; Streptophyta; Magnoliopsida; Lamiales; Lamiaceae.